UCGUGAAAAAAGCUUAAGCGCACCGGAUCGCAAUGGUUAUGUGAAAGCAUGUGUCAUCCCACUGUGCCGUGACCGAGGCUGCGAGUCGUGGGUGAGGCUAAUGUUCACAAAAUUAUGGAGUUCCCAGAGACUCCGGAGUGCGGUGUGUGUGGGGUCGCUUUCGGUUUUUCUCGCUCUGUUGGUCAAAUGUGCAGAUUGGAGAGCUGGAGCCAGCAGCAGCAGCAGCAGCGCUGACAACACACUCUCGCAUUCAUCGUCCUCCCUUCACUUCGUUACAGGCUGCGCUGCGGAGCUGUUGCAAACUUGCUGGAGUGUGGUCUCGCCAUUGUUCACCCUCCUAUGUGCCUUCUUUUGGGUCGGUGUGUACCUAAUCCGCUGCGGGGUGCUGGUCCAGAGCGCCCUCUCCCUCCUGACCGUGUGCCACCUGGGCGAAGCAGCGGCGUGGUCUCUCCUGGACGGGACGGAUGAGGAGGAGCGGCUGUUCUCGUUCACCGCCGCGGCUGUAGUCGCGCUCGUCUGCGUGGCCACCGGCUCACUCAUGGUAGCGCGGCUGAACCAGGGCAUAUCCGUGAUCGUUUUCAUCAGCGUGAUCAGGACUAUCUCGCUCUUCUCGCUGCACAAAGUCAGGGCCACUUGGAGACCGUACGUGGCGUACCUGGUUGGAGUGCUGGGCAUCCUGCUGGCGAGGUAUGCUGACAAGCUCCUGCCUAACCAAGGGAGACACAAGGAGGGCUGCACCCCCGUGACUGGAGCCAGGGAAGAGAUCCCUGUAUUUAAAAGGCGCAGGAGGUCCAGUUCUGUGAUAGCGUCAGACAUGGCACACAGUCAGUCCAACAGUAAGUCACAUCGCCGGACCUCUCUGCCAUGCAUCCAGAGGGACCAGAUGCUUCCCCGCUCAGAUUGGGACCACAAGAGAGGCUCCCGAGGAUCACAGUCCUCAGGCACCACAGUCAUGGUGGACAUAGCAGUGAUGGGAGAGGCUCAUGGACUAAUCACAGACCUGCUGGCUGACCCCUCACUGCCCCCCAACACCUGCACCUCACUGCGGGCUGUCAGCAACCUGCUAACCACCCAGCUCACCUUCCAGCCGUUGCACCGGCCACGCCCUGCUCCCCUGCUCAACCCCAGCGAUGCCUACACCUGCUCCGACUCAGAGGAGGGACCGGAGAAAGGGGAGAAGACAUCCAUCCACAAGCGUCUGAGGCGAAGUCUCCACCCGGGUCUUCUGAGGAGGAUCUCUUCCACGUGGACCACCACCACCUCCGCCACAGGCAUGCCCACCAUAGAGCCUGGGCCUGUCCGUAGGGAUCGCAGCGCCAGCAUCAAACCCUACCAUGAAACACUCACCUGCAGCUGUGGGAGACCAUACAUCAAACUGAGCCAUGGGGAGGGCUCUAUAGACAAGGGAGACAGGAUACCACGGACAGCAGAGGACCAAGUGGUUGCGUCAUCAGACUAUGACAGUACCCACGAAGCCAACCACAGUGAUAGCAGCGAUGUAGCACAUACAGAGGAGGACACAGAGGAAGGAAAAAACCCUGCUCAGAAUGUUAUCCUCCAUCCACUAAUACCUCCAGAGGACAAACCAAUGUUGGCUCCAGAGCCACUAGUAAUGGAGGACCUAGAGCCUCUGAUGAGUCAGCUAAACAAUUGGAACUUCCCCAUCUUCAGCUUGAUGGAGAAGACCAGUGGGAAAUGUGGACGGAUCCUCAGUCAGGUCUCUUACAGGCUCUUUGAAGACACUGGCCUGUUUGAGACAUUCAAGAUUCCUGUAACAGAAUUCAUGAACUACUUCCACGCCCUCGAGAAUGGUUACAGAGACAUACCAUAUCACAACAGGGUCCAUGCCACAGACGUGCUCCAUGCAGUCUGGUACCUCACCACGCAGGCUGUGCCCGGUCUGCCCAGCCUCGUCACCGACCACAGCUCUGCCAGUGACUCAGACUCUGACAGCGGAAUAACACACAGUCACAUGGGCUUCCUGGUUUCAAAGACCUACACUGUGUCAGAAGACGGUUACGGCUGCAUGUCAGGCCUCAUACCUGCUCUGGAGCUCAUGGCCCUUUAUGUGGCCGCCGCGAUGCACGACUACGACCACCCGGGGCGGACCAACGCAUUCCUUGUGGCAACUAGUGCCCCGCAGGCAGUGCUCUACAAUGAUCGAUCCGUUCUGGAAAACCACCACGCUGCCUCAGCCUGGAACCUCUUCAUGUCGAGGCCAGAGUACAACUUCCUCGUCAACUUGGACCAUGUGGCAUUCAAGCGUUUCCGUUUCCUGGUGAUUGAGGCCAUACUGGCCACUGAUCUGAAGAAGCACUUUGACUUCCUUGCUGAGUUCAAUGCCAAGGUGGGUGACGAUCCAUCUACAGGUAUCGAUUGGUCCAAUGAGAAUGACAGGUUGUUGGUGUGCCAGAUGUGCAUUAAACUGGCUGACAUCAACGGACCUCUGAAGUGCAAGGAUCUGCACCUGCAGUGGACAGAGGGCAUUGUCAACGAAUUCUAUGAGCAGGGAGAUGAGGAGUCCAGUCUGGGCCUUCCUGUCAGCCCCUUCAUGGACAGAGCAGCACCACAGUUGGCCAAACUCCAGGAAUCGUUCAUCACGCACAUCGUGGGACCGCUGUGCAACUCAUACAACUCAGCCAGCCUCAUGCCUGGACGAUGGGUGGAACCCAACCCAGAGGCAGAGGAGCCAGAGAUGGAGAAUGAUGAGGAGGAUGAAGAGGAUACUGCAGAAGAAGACACAUCCACCAGCUCAGAAGCAUCACAGAAAGCAGCUCCAAAGAAAAGGAUGAACGUCUUCUGUCAGAUCACCCAGCACCUGCUGGAGAACCAUGAGAUGUGGAAGAAGGUGAUUGAAGAGGAGACCCAGAAACAAGGCCAAGGAGCAGAAUCUGUCCAUUUAAACAAUGUAGCUGAGCCUAUUCUGGCUAUUCAUGAGGAGGAAGAGGAGCCAGGCAGCAGAGAGGAGCUGCUGGAAGGAGAGGAUCCUGAGGAGGAAGUGGAGGAGGCAGAGUGGCCCGUGUCUCCUCAGGAAGAAUCUAAACCUCCAGAGGAACUACAAGAGGGGGAGCUGCAGUGAAAAAAGCCCAUGGGAAAAAGGGCAUCAGGGCAAGGACGUGAAAAAAGUAUUUCUUUGUUUCUUAUCCUAUCAACUGACUCCUGUUCUUGCCAGCACAUCACUUAGACACAACACUGUAGAUGUUUUUGAAAUGUGUGCCUAUACAGAGAAAAACAGGGUGGGAAAAAUUUGUGCUUUACACGUUUUAUCUAAAUAUCCAAAACAUUUAAAGGAGCUUUCCAUAUUGCAAUACGGGAUUCUUCGUGUACUUUGGGAUACAGACUCUUUUGCUACUGUCAAGAGAAGAGGAAGACUGCUUGCACAGACCUCAACCCAUUGUGGUAACACAGGACUGCAGACAUUUGCUGCCAAUUUAUAAAUAAUUAUUUUCAGAAUGCAAUUAUUAUAUAGACAUCACAGUUACCUGUAGUUGUGUUUCAAUUUUAGCGAAGGUUUUUGAGGUCUCACAUGGGCCAUAAUAUGUUUUUUUUCUAUGUAUGGAUCAUAAAGGGAGUCAAUCAAAUGAGGAACAUUGGUGUAUCUUUCUUCCUUUCAACUUCUGCCAAAAUGAAUCAUUCACCUGCGCAUUGUUGCAUCAAACACAAAUACUCAUCACUCAUUUUAUGUUUUACAGUUGUUGCCAAAUUAAGUACUUUAUAUCAUUCAGUGUAGCCAUAUAAGUUUAAGGAGGAAAUCUUCAGGCUCCUCACACUGUCUGUGUGUUUGCGUGUGUGCGAGUGGGUCUUCGCUUAAACUGAUGCGCUCAUGUGCACAAAUUCUUCUGCAGAGGACGUAGAUGAAGUCAGCAGAUUACCUCUUAUUUGUGCCACCUCUGGUCUGCAGUCCCAGGGAAAACAUAACGAUCACUGAAGAUGCUGCACUGACAAAGCAACACUGAGUUGCUGGAAAUGAAUCUGUGCUGACAAAAGACACAAAAACAGAACAUACAAUAAUAGUACUAUAGUGUUAGGAGGAAAUUAAAGGGGAAAACAACAACACAGGUAAUCAUGUAUGAACAAUAUAUAAUGUGGAGCCAGAAAGCCUAAUCUAUUUAACACUCAGAGGGCAUAUACUUCCGCCA
Messenger RNA from Paralichthys olivaceus (Japanese flounder), 4139 nucleotides. RefSeq names its product cGMP-inhibited 3',5'-cyclic phosphodiesterase 3A. Gene Ontology annotation, biological process: positive regulation of oocyte development; oocyte maturation. Gene Ontology annotation, cellular component: cytosol. The record is from RefSeq and is a predicted model, not a curated record. Gene Ontology annotation, molecular function: calmodulin-activated 3',5'-cyclic-GMP phosphodiesterase activity. NCBI's taxonomy places the organism in Eukaryota, Metazoa, Chordata, Actinopteri, Pleuronectiformes, Paralichthyidae.